Messenger RNA from Drosophila bipectinata, 961 nucleotides. RefSeq lists its product as uncharacterized. Lineage: Eukaryota; Metazoa; Arthropoda; Insecta; Diptera; Drosophilidae. The record is from RefSeq and is a predicted model, not a curated record.
GAGUCACUUUCGUCACUGUUUUUUUAUCACUGAACCUGAACCGCUUUUCAAUCACUGAUUGAAUCGGUGUCGCUGUCUAACCUCGGUGCAGACGUAGUGUUUGCUAAUUAGUCUAGCAUGCAAAAGUAGGAAACCCACCGAAGCACGUGCUUUCUAUACACCUUUCUCUUUCUCUCGGUAGCUAGCCAUCUCUAUCGGGAAUUACAAACUCUAGUAAAGCGAUGCCAGGGCAUUUGAUCUGUUAGAACCGAGAUGGUAAAUGCGUUUAGAAGCUCGAACGAACAACACAAGAGACGCCAGCAGCAUGAACCUGAUAGCCAAGUUUUUGACGCUUCUCCUGAUGCUGGAAGCUGUGUCAGCCCUGGAGGCAAAUCUCACAGCCUGGCGGCAUCACAAGAGACAGAAAAGAUUCUUGAUUUAUCAAAAUGGAGGCGUAGUAAAGUUUGUUGGAGGUUGUGCCUUUCCUGUGCCCUUUAUGGAGAAAAAAGUCUGGCGCCAAUUGGUCUGGUUGAUGAAUUUCCAUUACCAGUUCAACGAACCUCAAACCCCAAUCUAUUGGUGGAACUUGUGGAGUAGCUCUCGUGACCUAAAGGGCUCUGAGAUCCCAGCAGCUACUCCUAGUCCUCAAAUACCAGAACGCCUUCUGGUGGAUGAACCGCAACUAAUGCUCUUCAAGCUGGCCGAGGGCUAUAUGAAUCAGAUUGGACAGAAUGGAGAGGCCUGUCUGGAACGUUUGAUCUGUGAAAAUGGUCAAGUGCAUGAGCACUUGGGUCUCUAUGCUCAAAUCUUACACAGACUGUUAAGACCCCAUCGUACAUUGGAUAGCCGAUACCUGGAUGCUUAUAGAAUGGGUCUUCACGGCGUCAACUGCCGGAAGGCCUUUCCUAAGGCCCACCACUGCCUUCUGGAUGAUUAUAUCCACCUCCAUGAGAGAGGACCCACACAGAGCUACCUUGGCUAA